AUGCUUGCCAGUUCCCCUCUAUUCGCUUUCGCGUUUGGGUGUCUAACAGCUAACGCGUAGCGACUCGUGCUACGAAUUACGAUUCCUUUGUUUACAUGGUACGAGCCUUUGUGUUGUGCGCAAUGGAAACUAAUCAAUGUAUUUGUUGUUGUGUUUAGUGUUUGUGUUCCUUCAAUAUGGUUCCUGACAGCAACUCUGUGAGCACCUCGGCGUCAUUGACCGAGGACGUAAAUAUUAGUUUUGAAAAUAUCACGCAUAUUGUCCGACAUGGCCUUCUUCCUACAGGAGGCAAGACGAUAUUGAAUGGAGUAAAUGGACAAUUUAACGCAGGCGAACUUAGUGUGAUCAUAGGACAAUCAGGCGCAGGAAAGAGCACUUUGUUGGAUAUCCUCGCAGGAUACACUGAUGCAACGGGUGGCAAUAUUUUUGUGAACGGACGAUUGCGAAACGUGACAUUGUUUCGGCGUCGCUCGUGCUAUAUACUGCAAGAUGACAGGGUCCAGGACAUGCUCACGAUACACGAGUCCCUCCACUUUGCAGCAGAACUCAAAUUGGGCAACCAUAUUAGCACGGAACAGAAAAACGAAAGGAUAAAGGAAAUCGUCGAGUCGCUUGGUGUCAAAGCAGCUAUCAGGACGAGAGCAGCCAACUUGUCUGGGGGACAGAGGAAGAGGUUGGCUAUCGCACUGGAACUAGUCAAUGAUCCACCUGUUAUGUUUCUGGAUGAACCUAUCAGUGGCCUAGAUGUAUCAACGGCAUAUAGACUGAUCUUGCUUUUACGAGGAUUGGCUCGUCAGGGAAGAACAAUCAUCAUAUCAAUGCAUCAGCCAUCAGCCACAUUACUGAAUAAGGUGGACAGGUUGUACGCCCUGGUGGAGGGGAGGUGCGGCUAUAUGGGAUCUGUCUCGCUACUUGUACCAUUUCUCGCUGAAAAUGGUUUAACAUGCCCAGCUUACCAUAAUCCAGUAGACUUUUUUAUAGAAAAAUCAGAUCCCAAUGAUAAGAACAACGUCGUUGUAAAACAGAUGCUGGUUGAACAAUCGGAAAAUGGCAGAAAUAUUUCAUACUUACAAAAUACUGCAAUAGUCAAUGAUAAGGAUGAUGAACUUGUGUGUUUGUCAACGUUACCUUCGCCGAAAGAAGACCCAACGAACAAAAUAUUACUGGCACUGAAAAGUACAUAUCCAACAACUUCAUUGAAACAAUUCGCAAUACUCACGAGACGAACGUUAUUGACGAUAUGGCGCGACCCAUCCUUCCUACUAAUGAAUGUGAGCAUCCACAUAAUUAUGGCGUUGUUCGUGGGCACUCUCUUCUUCAAAGUGGGAGGAGAUGCCAAGUACAUGAGAGACAACUUCAGCUUUCUCUACUUCAGUCUGAUGUUUCUCAUGUUCACUGCAUUUAGCAGCGCCACUGUACGGUUUCCAGAUCAAGUGCCAAUCGCACGCCGGGAACAUUUCAAUCGGUGGUACAACACAGGUGCCUAUUUGGGCUCUACUUUGGCCUCAAUACUGCCGAUGCAGACUAUCAGCACAUUGUCCUUUUGCCUCAUCACCUACCUGCUGACUGGACAACCGCUGGAAACUCUGCGAAUAGCUCAGUACAGUUUCACACUUAUUCUGGUUUCGUAUGUGGCUGUUUGUGUGGGACUGUUUAACGGCUCUCUGUUUACUGUUAAGAACGCUGUGAUCUUCGGACCAUUCCUGAUAAUGCCCUUCACAGUAUUUUCUGGAUUCUUCCUGAAAUACGAAGACGCACCAGCCUUUUUCCAAUGGAUAUUCCAUAUAUCCUUUUUGAAGCACGGUUUGGUUGGCUUAGUGCUUUCCAUUAUGGGAAUGGAGCGGCCGAAACUCGCGUGCACGGACACAUAUUGCCAUUAUGCGAAGCCCCGACAGUUUUUGAAAGAUUACGGUAUGUUACACGAGACAUUCUUAGUUGCAUUUGGAGCUUUAGCCAUUAUCGGCGCGGUAGUUAUUAGUUUGACGUACUUUAUACUGAAAAUACGGUUAAAGUUUAAAUGGUGAAUUGGUGGCAACAUUCCAAAGAUCAAUUAUUUAUACGGGUUUCUGGUUCAUUUGAAACGAAGCGAUAACGACUGGUUUAAAUGUAUUAGAUAAAAGAUAGGGGCCUAAGAGGGCUAUAUGUGAUGAACGUUUGAAUCAAUGUAAGUUCUUGCCAUGUUUGUGUCGGAUAAGUAUGUAUGCAAUAUUUAAAGUAAUCUAAUUUUAUACCUAUUGAUAAAAUAAUAUUCUGCGUGCUAAUUAAUGAAAUUUUGCAGUCAAUCUGCUAAAUCUUAUGGUCGAAACAUUUGUUCUAACAAUGUUCGGUCACUCUCAGAUAUUCUGUCGCUAUUACUAUUUGCGCAUUUUAGAUUUCCAUUUAUCCGUAAUUUUGCCCACAUUCUACUGCUUUUCUAAUACAGUACGCUUAAGAACCUAAUUGUUCAUAAGUUUGUCUGUCCAUUUAAUACGAUUACCAUAAGUCCACAUCUUAAACGCCAAGGUUCAUAUCCAUACAAGGCAAAUAUAACAUUUAUUAAUAAUUAAAGAAAUAGUAGUUUUAUAAACCAAAGUAAUUCUAAUUAGAACUCUUUUGUCUCUUUCAUUCAAAUCGUGUUUAGGCUGAGUUGAAAGGAGAGAGUAUUGUAAUUUUAGUUGAAGUUCGAUAUUUUAAAUUCUGCAUACAUAUUGAUUUGUUAGGGCGUCAAAGAAAUGAUAUUAAUUUACUUCAAAAGUUAACUAGAUUAAACGGUAAUAUACAUUUGAAUACAUGUGACAGUAUAAGCUAUUACAUAUGUAACUAAAUAUAUUUAUUAAGAGUCCCUAAAUGUCAAAUUGAACGAAACUAAAACAAAUUUGUGAUCUUGUCUGUGAUUAGAAUCGCUUUAUUGUGAUUGGCUAAGAUUCAGAAACGUUUGACAUAUGGAGACAGACUGAGGGCUAUGUUUCAAAGAUGAUUUAAAAAAAGUUAUUGGAUAUUUUGACAUACGAGAGUCUGACUUAGCGCCGACCGAUUCUGAUCCAUAAAUAGUACACUUUCUUAAAAUAUAAAGGGGCUUUCCGAUCAGUACAUAUGGAUUAAAUGUAAGAAACAAAUCGUCCUAACAUUUUAGCCACAUUCAGUAAUGGCUUGUAUGUACAAACUUAUUCGAAUGGGCGAUCGAAUUUUAUUGAUAAGUUAUAUUAAUUAUAAAUAUUGAAGAAAUGCGAGGUUGUUAUAGAAUUGUAGGUGCCAUGGAGUUCUUAUUUUGUAUCUCAAAUAUCUCAUAGUAAACGGGGACAAUCAAACACUUGAAAUAUGUAAGAAAUAAGCUGGACAUGAAAAGUUACAAAUCAUAUAUAACGAAUAUAUUAAUGUUGCAGUAAAGUAGUUAAAUCAGAGAGUUUAUUAAAUCUCUAGACACUUAAUUAAAGAUCGAUAUUCAAUCAAGUCGCUAAGAUCACACCGAAAUAACAAUAACAAAUGAAAUAAUCAAGGCGGAGUCAAGCGAGAGAAACAAAAAACCACUCACACAACAGACCAACGGUGCACACCGUUUCCAAAAAAAAAACUUAAAGUAAUCAGCUGUUGUCGUGACCGCCAUCUUGUUUAACAUUAUUAAUUAACACGCUGGCUUUCGGUCAGACAUAUUAUAGUAAUACGUUUUCGACGCUGCUUUUUUUGAAUCAAAAUGCUAGCGACUUGACUGAAUAUCAAUCUUUUACUGUCUAGAAAUUCAAUUAACUCUGUGAUUUAAUUACUUUACUGCAAUACCAUAAGUACACAAACUAGUUAGGUUGGAAUCUGUCGUAAAUUAAGAAAAAUACAUAUGAAAAGCUAGAACUGUGCUGUAUUUUUUUUUAAAUCUGCUCCUAGUGGAGGUCCCAGCAGUAACGAAGAAUUAUUUUCAUAUGCAUUUGUCCGGACCCUGACAAGACUAUGUUACACUAGAACAAACCACAGUGGCUUACAAAUGAUUCAGAUUGUAUUAUUCAGUAAAAUAAUUGAAAAAAAUUUGUUGUUAAUAAAGAGGUCCUUGUCCAAAGGCCGCCACACAUCCGCUGUUACGGCUGUCACGGUUCGUUAUUGUUUCGGACACAAAAACCUAUAGAAAGAUACAAAAUAGAUAGUUAGAAUCGAAUUUGUAACCAUCCGACUCCUCAAUCUGUGAUGUACACACAUGUGCUUUGCCAUUAACUUAACAAUGAACACGUUUAGAACUGAACUUGCCAAAUAUUUUCAAAUGUGUGAAUAUAAACGGCUUUGUAAAGGAACAGCAAAUAUUGCCUUGUGCUCAUCUCAUGAGCUGUAAUUUUUUAUGUAUGAAGUUUGACAUAUUUGACAGAACUCAAGACGACAUUGUGACUUGUGAUAUAGAUACUUUAGUAUAAACUAUAUAACCAUAAUGUUCUGAAUCUUAAUCUUAGCGUUAUGUAAGACUCUUUACAUUAUGGUCUUACAAUAUAUAAAGAUAUUCAUAUAAAGCUCGAUAUUGUUGCUAUCUCUAUUUGAUGUUUAUUAAAAAAGAGACAGCUAUAUUGUUAUUUUAAUUACGAAUCUAUUAAUACACAUUUUACAUAAUUGUAACAUUUAUAUUGUACAUACAAUGUUUAGUAAAAAAGUGGGGUUUAGGAUUAUCUAGUAAAUGGUAUGAUUGUAUGAUGCCUUAUAUUAUGGGUCUAUCUGAAAUACUGUAUUGCUCAAAUGUUGGGUGUUUAAUUGUGUUCAUUUUAUACGGAUGAUUUAAGUGUAAAUAAAUAAAGAAUUUAUU
This is a messenger RNA of Pieris rapae (cabbage white), 4750 nucleotides long. RefSeq names its product ATP-binding cassette sub-family G member 1. Gene Ontology annotation, cellular component: plasma membrane. Gene Ontology annotation, molecular function: ABC-type transporter activity; ATP binding; ATP hydrolysis activity. The transcript has 10 exons. NCBI's taxonomy places the organism in Eukaryota, Metazoa, Arthropoda, Insecta, Lepidoptera, Pieridae. The coding region runs from base 177 to 2024 and encodes 615 amino acids. The record is from RefSeq and is a predicted model, not a curated record.